Passer domesticus (house sparrow) is the source of this 828-nucleotide messenger RNA. RefSeq names its product glucosaminyl (N-acetyl) transferase 2 (I blood group) (gene GCNT2). The record is from RefSeq and is a predicted model, not a curated record. Gene Ontology annotation, biological process: transforming growth factor beta receptor signaling pathway. Gene Ontology annotation, cellular component: membrane. Gene Ontology annotation, molecular function: acetylglucosaminyltransferase activity. NCBI's taxonomy places the organism in Eukaryota, Metazoa, Chordata, Aves, Passeriformes, Passeridae.
UGCAACAUCAGAUAUUGCCUUUUUGCAGUUCUGCGUCACAGUGUUUCACUUCCAUUUGUUUUCUAUGCUGUUAAUUUGCAAGCACAAAAACCUGUUUGGAGGCUGAACUUCUCACUGAGUUUGAUUUUAGCAGAAGGCUGUAAAGCAUUCAUUGAAGACAAGGUGUCCUUCUGAAGGAAAUUACCACUCAGAGAACCCAACUGCACAGAGUACAUCACACAGAACCACCGCAUCACCUGUGCCCUCACAGCUGAGGAUGCUGUGCGCCCCGCCUACCUCAUGGCAUUGCAAGAGUUUGAGACCUUUGAGAUUUUCUUCAGGGAGCUGUUCAUGCUCCAGAUUGUCUAUGGUGUCCAUGUGGAUGAUUCAAGGAGCCAUUUCCCUUCCAGCAGGCAGCGUUGUUUUCUCGGCGCCUCCCUCAUUUCCUGGGCAAAGAGGGUGGUCUAGGGCAGCACAUCCCACCUGUGGGCUGACUUCCACUGCAUGCUUGGCCUUGGCCAUGCCCUGGUGCUCCUACUCAACACCUGUGGUCAGGACCUCUCCUUGAAGCACGUCAGGAUCAUCCAGCUGCUGAAGGGCCUUGGGGGCAAGAACAUCACACCGGGUGCUGCCACUCCCCAGGUCACCACCUGCACCAAAUAUGUGCACAGGGAGCAAUUAUAGUCUUCCUUUUCUUUCACGCUGUGGACAUUUGUGUGCAAAUGGCCAUCUGACCACCUGUUUUGGCUCUGUGUCCACGGCCACCACCUGGCUCUUUGUGGGGUUCGUGCAGCAGGACCAGCAUGUUCUCCAUCUGCUGGAGCGGCCCGAGGACACCAACAGCCCUGA